UAAAGAUAGGGGCGGUAACCGUGGUUUGGUGUGACGUCUGAUUCGUGUUUUGUUCAGAAAAUCAUAUGUGUACCGUGGAAGCUUCAAGAAGCACCGAAGCGACCCGAACCCGCGGUCAGUAUGUAUGUACAUAGGUUGACCGUUGAACGCCGGUUUGGCCAAGGUUUGGCCUGCAGCGACACCUCCAUUGGGAUGAACGGAAGGUUCUGUCUGGUUCCGUCAACUGCCAGACAUCAGCAGAAAAGAGAUCAAACGAGAAAAAUGUACAAUUAGCGGUUGUGUGACACGAUAAUUUCUUUAUAUGUAAUGCGUGAGAUGCAUCCGUAGUGCGUUUGCGGCAAGGCUAUAAAACCGUUUGCGGCCAGUGGAAACGUGGAAACUUUCGCACUGUCAAUGACGUCAUUGAUUCAAGUCUGGGGAAAAGAACUUGAUGAAGUGGAAAUUACAGACCUUGAUAUCGACAUGUUUUCUUUCGAAUUAUUCUUUUUCGAAGCGAUUUUCUUGUGUUGCUUUUCGAAAUUCGAUUGGUUGGGCAUAUUUUGCGCAAGGAACCAUGCAGUAAAUACCUCUGGAGGCACUGAAGUCCACUCUACCUGCUGUUUUUCAUCUCAUUGAAGCUACCUGCUACCCACAACCCAGUAAGUGUUUUGGUUCCUCUUGUUGCCACUCUUGUCCUCCAUCCUCCCCAAAUGGCAAUCAAAUCUUCCUCUAAGGUGGCGCCAUAUGCCUUUGACUAUUCACGUGGCGAGGUAUGGAUGGGACACAUCCUAAAACUGCUCUACCGCUUGGUGGGAAUGUUCUCUGAUCUGGUUUUUGGACUGGUCUACAAUAAUCGCACUGAGCCACUGCCACCAAUCCGUGAUCUGGUGCUGCUUGAGAGCACGGCCAGCCUUGCACUGAAGAUCCGUCAGGGCCACCUGCGCAGUGAGGAGGUGGUGCGCUCGUUCAUGGAGCGCAUAGAACAGGUGAACCCAGUGCUCAACUGCGUCACUGAGCACCGGUUUGAGGCAGCGCUGGAGGAGGCACGUGCCGCCGAUGCGCUGGUGGCCAGCGGCACCCGCUCUGAGGCCGACCUCGAGCGCGACACGCCCUUCCUGGGCGUGCCAUUCACCGCCAAGGACUCGAUCGCCAUCGCCGGGAUGCGGCACACGGUCGGGCUGUGGGCGCGCCGGGACGUGGUGGCCGACGAGGACGCCGAGGCGGUGCGGCUGCUGCGCCGCGCCGGCGCCAUCCCGCUGGCGCACACCAACGUGCCCGAGCUGUGCAUGUGGUGGGAGACCUCCAACCGCAUCUAUGGCCGCUCGUGCAACCCGUACGUGACGAGCCGCAUCACGGGCGGCAGCAGCGGCGGCGAGGCGGCGCUGCUGGCCGCCGCCGGCAGCCCGUUCGGCCUCGGCUCCGACAUCGGCGGCUCCAUCCGCAUGCCGUGCUUCUUCAACGGCAUCUUCGGCCACAAACCGACGUCGAACGUGGUGUCGAACGUGGGUCAGCUGCCUCUGGCCACCGGCGAGCUGAACACGUUCCUGGUGACGGGCCCGAUGUGCCGGCACGCCGGUGACCUGCUGCCGCUGUACCGGGUCAUCGCCGCGCCGGCCGCCCACCAGCUGAGCCUGGACCGGCCGGCGCGCGCCGCCCACCUGCGCUACUUCCUGGCAGAGGACGACGGCGGCUUCCCGUUGGCCAGUCCCGUACACGGCGACAUCCGCAGCGCGAUGCGUCGCGCCGCCCGCCUGCUGGAGGCCGCCCACGGCGUGCGCGUGCGACCGCUCCGACUGCGGUCCAUGUUCCACCAGCUGGAGAUCUGGGCGCACAAGAUGGCCGCCGUGACGGAGGCGCCGCCGUUCGCGGCCGAGCUGCGCGAGCGUCGCGGCGCCAUCCGGCCUGGCUGGGAGCUGAUCAAGUGGUGUCUGAUGCUGUCGGAGCACACGCUGCCGGCCAUCGUGCUGGCGCUGACCGAGCACGGCCUGUCGCCCGACUCGGAGCACGGCCGCCGCUGCCUGCGGCUCUGCGAGACGCUCAAACUCGAGCUGGAGACGGCGCUCGGCGAGGACGGCGUGCUGCUCUACCCGACCCACCCGACGCCGGCGCCCUACCACAUCCAGCCGCUCUUCAAGGGCUUCAACUUCGCCUACACCUCCAUCUUCAACGUGCUGGAGCUGCCUGUGACGCAGGUGCCGCUGGGCCUGGGCUCGUGGGGCGUGCCGGUCGGCCUGCAGGUGGUAGCCGGCCGCGGCCGCGACCAUCUCAGCCUGGCAGUGGCCUCCGAGCUCGAGCGGCUGGCCGGCGGCUGGGUCAGCCCGUCAAAGAUCGAGUGAGUACUGAGCGGUGACAUCGAUCAAUAGCCCCUGUAGAGGGAGGAUGACUCUUGAAAUCUUAGGCAGUCAUCAAUACCAGCUUUACCAGUUUACCAGUAUCUUAUCACUUGGUACUCGGGAUGAUUCUGACCGCAUUCGACCUUCAUUAGCAUAUACCUAUUAGCCAGUGCAGUCGAUGAAUUUUUGACAAAUUGCUAUUUCUAGACGUACAUUCGGAUCCAUUACAGUCAUUGAGGAGCUGACGAUUGCAAUGAGUCAGUGGGCUAGUGGAAUGUAGGUUAAUCGCUUGGUGUCCUUAUUUUACCAGUUUCUGCCAUUAUCUCCAGUUGUUACCAUGUGGUGGCAUGACUCGCGACAUGAGGAUACAUCUGUUGUGAAUCGGCCGGCUGGUGCUGGAGCUGGGUCACGGUAGUCGGUAGAAAGUUGUUUAAUCCUCACUCACCUGACCGCGUGCGUCACAUGCAUGCCGCGCGAUCGCCGGACUGUUGAUUAAAUACGUGUUUGAGAAUUUAUGAUUGUUAACACGUUUUAAUCUGCAGUGGUGCUUUCAAAAUGUCAGCGUCCUAUAGCACUGCCAUGACAGUUGAUUGAUAAAUGCCUUGCUAUUACAGCUUGUAGCAUCUUUGUUGCGUAGUUGGACUGUUGGUGCAGUUGAUUAUGCCAGAAUGCACAACUCAUCAGGGCCUUGUGAGUACGGUUCACGAUGUGAUGCUGGUAUCGGGUCUUAUGUAACCGGUGUGUGGUGUGGCGUCUUGUCCAGGAAUUUGUACUUGUAGCGUUAGGUAAGGGUCAGGAUUGUACGUUAUCAGCGUGCAAUGCGAUUCGUGCUCAUACGGGCUUAAGGUGCUUUAUCGGGACGGUAUAGUGUCGUUGGUACGAUGUGGAUAGGUGUAUGGGUGCUGGAAUUAACUGGAGUUUCUGGAGAGCUGGGUGCAUUUCACGUCAGUGGGCAUGUUGUGAUCCUAUGUCGUAGAGCCGAGCAACAACGCUGGUUUUGUAUGGAGAUUAUUUUUGGUGUGUAGCUUUCGAUGGAUAGUUUUUCUGCGCUAUGGUUCAGCUGUAUGGUGCUUCCACAUUAUACGUAGUGUGCAUCACCCCGUGCCUCUUGUCGGUCCGCGGAGGCGGCGGUGGAUGGUGGAUUGAAAGUUUUGUCUCGUGGUCACUACCGACUUGCGUCGUGUGCUAGACUUGAGCUCAACUCUGCUACCUUUACUACGCUAGGCACCAGAUUGCAAACGGGCCUCAGCUAAAUCAUUGCCAGUUUUCAACUAUGCUCUGCUAUGGAACCGUUGUAAUCCAUCGCUGCAUUACCUGAACUGAGUGUGCGUAUCUACCAUAUAUGCACCUCCACCGUGACCUGCCAGUCUGUUUUGAUCUGCUAAAUAACGCGCUGAUUUAUUUUGUUCAAUAAAUGGAGCCAGAA
Molecule: messenger RNA, 3738 nt
Organism: Amphibalanus amphitrite
Lineage: Eukaryota; Metazoa; Arthropoda; Thecostraca; Balanomorpha; Balanidae
Product: fatty-acid amide hydrolase 2-like
Exons: 2
Coding region: 690-2315 (541 amino acids)
Biological process (GO): protein phosphorylation
Molecular function (GO): protein kinase activity; ATP binding
Source: RefSeq, a predicted model, not a curated record